AUUUCGAAACUUACAAUCAAAUAGCUAUUUCCUGUUUUAAAAACGCGGCAUUUGACAACUCAUUUUGCUGUUAAAAUAUCUAUUUGUAUGAUGGCGGAAACACCAAAUGAAUUCAAAUUAAAGAACCCUCCAACAGAUGGAAUUUCAGCGGCAAAAUUUGGUCCGAAUUCAAGUCAGUUUCUGCUGGUGUCAUCCUGGGACACUUCAGUUCGUCUGUAUGAUGUUGUGGCCAACAAUAUGCGACUCUCUUACCAGCAUCCAGCUCCAGUACUAGACUGCUGCUUUCAUGAUGCUGUACAUUCUUACAGUGGAGGACUGGACAAUACUGUUAUGAUGUUCGACUUUAACACCAAUUCAGGAACUACUGUGGGCACACAUGACUCAGCGGUGAGAUGUGUAGAGUACUGUCCCAGCGUAAAUGUGGUCAUCACAGGAAGCUGGGACUCGACAGUGAAACUAUGGGACCCGCGGACACCUUGUGGGGCAGGCUCCUUCAGCCAACCAGAUAAGGUAUACACCAUGUCAGUUUGUGGUGACCGGCUGGUGGUAGGGACAGCAGGUCGCAGGAUAUUGGUGUGGGAUCUUCGUAACAUGGGCUAUGUUCAGCAGCGAAGGGAAUCCAGCCUCAAGUACCAGACUCGCUGUAUUCGAUGUUUCCCCAACAAACAAGGCUACGUCCUCAGCUCAAUAGAAGGCCGUGUAGCUGUUGAGUACCUUGAUCCCAGCCCUGAGGUACAGAAGAAGAAGUAUGCCUUCAAAUGUCACCGAAUAAAGGAGAACGGAAUUGAAUCUAUCUAUCCAGUCAAUGCAAUAGCAUUUCACACCCAACACAACACUUUCGCUUCUGGAGGCUCUGACGGAUUUGUAAAUAUCUGGGACGGCUUCAACAAGAAACGCCUCUGUCAGUUCCAUAGAUACCCCAAUGGAAUCUCCUCCCUUGCCUUCAGCAAUGAUGGGCAGGCUUUGGCUAUAGCCACAUCUUACAUGUACGAGGCGGACGAGAUCAAGGACAUACCAGAGGAUGCAAUAUAUAUUCGAAAUGUUAGUGACCAGGAAACGAAACCAAAGACCUGAUGGCCUUGGUGCACAAAAAAUAAAGACAUAGGCUGUGUUCAAUUGAAUGUUAAGGGACCCAAACAUGUUUUGCUGCAAUUUACAUUGUAAAAAUGGCUUCAAUGUUGAAUGAAUUUGUUAUAGAAUUUGCACGUUGAGAAGAUUUGUCAUUGUACAUUAAGAGUUAAUAAGAGUACAAUGUUUAUGAUAUAGUACAGAUCAUAGUGCAGUCUAAAUGACCUGUUGAUCUUACUUCACAUUCUGGAGAGCCACAACAAAGACGUCAAGGCCUGUGAAUAGUUACAUGUAGUAGGUCAGUCAGGAUUUAUGCUGGAAAUUUUACAUUUAAAAAUAUAUGAUCCAGAUUGUCUGCAUAAAUGAACAAGUACUUGGCUACUACAGAUGCAGACCCUAUGACAGAAUUUCAGAGAUAUUUUGUAUUAGCAUAGCUUUUUUUAUUGAUCAGUGUUAUAUAGCAGAUGACAUAUCUACACUUGUAUAGACAUUUGUUACAGCAAAACCAAGACUACCAUUAAUAGUUUUCAUUUAAAAUGUAACUUUCCUAUAUAUUAGAAGAUUCAUAGAGCUAUUCCAGUUAGUAAAAUAUAUACACACAUCCUACAAGAGGGCUCCACCAAUUAAAAAUAUUAUGCAUGAUAGGCAGGGGAGACAAUUUUGCUACAUGAUACUGUCCUAAUUAACUUAUAUUGGUGGUAGUAACCUGUUUCCCAUACUUGGAGUCCUCCUGUUGGGUAGAUAUUUUACUGAUCCUAACUUGAAUGAAGGCAGCAGCAGGCAAAACCUAGCAUAUUUGUAUUUUUAGAUUUGGAAGAAUUCUAUGUUAUGUAAACAUGUAUAUUUUACUGUUGGAAAUACAAGUGUACCACAUUUCUCUACUGUUACAGUUAUAGAAUGGUUUGUAAUGUUCAAUUUUAAUGUGAUGUGCUGAAUUCUUGUACAUAGUUCUACUUUUAAUGUAAGUAUAUAAAUGUCGAGCAACAUUUCCUUGACAGUGUCAGAAAUCAAAAUUCCUAUUUAUUAUAAUUAAUUGAUGUUACAAUGACACUAUAGUACUUACAUGCUGAAUGCUAAAAACGUUCUUUAAAACUUUACUGGAUGGGCAUAUGUAUGGAGGUGAAAUUGAUACUUCAUCAAUAUUUUAUUACACAAUUUAGCUGGAACAUCUACCAUUUUUCUGUGACUACUAGCAUCCUCUCCUUUAUUUUUCUCUACACUUGUUUGUGCUUCUGAAGAAAAUUGGUAAAUUAGCAGACAAAUAUAUGCCUGUCAAAUUUGACAGGAAUAUUAUGGUGUGGCAUCAUUCAUCCUGCAUAAACUUUAGUUUGUCCCGAGAUCUCCUACAUUUUCCCACCAAUUGGUUUGAAACUUGGUAUGCAUUAUAAUCAUAUGUAAUUGUGUUUCCCUGAACCACAUUUAUUAUUCAUUAGCUUUUUUUUGUCCAGAGAUCAUCUACAGUUUUCUACCGAUUUCUUUGAAGCUUGGUAGGCUUUACUUGUAAUCAUAUCAAGUUGUGUGGAACGAGUUUAAGACUAAUCACUGAUAACUUGUAUUCCUCAAACUGUAAGAAAAGUAACCACUGACUUAAUUUUUACAUGGAAUGAAAGGGGAGGGUUAUAGCAUGCCACCUAGCCAUUCUUAAGGUGAUGCAAUCUUAUUUCAAAGUAAGGCAGUAUAUGACACUAUAUGGCAUUCCAGUGGUGUACAUGUAUUGUUCUACCCCGCAGUUCUCUUGUUAUUUAAUACGAUUAGUUUGGGAAAGUGUCCCAACAGUAUAUAAUACUUUCCCAACAGUAUAUAAUACUUUCCCAACAGUAUAUAAUACACAUACUUUUGGAUCCAAAUAUAAGCUGUAUUCACAAUUGUCUACAUUCUAUAUACAAUAUGUAUUCUUUUUGUAUUUCCCAAUGAAGCCAUCAUAAUUCCCAAAAUCUUUUAAUCAAAUAUUUUUUAUGUAAGGGCACAGAAUUCAGGAAUCUGUGUUCCCCAAUUUCUGCUAGGUGUAAUCUCUCGGGUAAAAACCACUGGUGUACUACCAAUCACUACACAUCUUUCCUGUCGUACCUUUCUGUUCCUAAAAUCUCUCUUGCUGUGAAAUCUGGGAAGCUUUGUGCUAAUUAUGAUGAAUACAGUCCCUAGUCUAACCUUUAUAAGAGUGAAUUGUGACUACCAUAAAGCUCUUGUACAUUGUAAGAUGUUUGAUAUGUCAUGUAGUACUAAUACCAUGUAUUACAUCGAUAUAUCUAUGUUGUGGUACAUGUACAUAUAACAGAAGCUAAUCUAAAUUGUGAUGUCAGCGUGCGAAACCUCAUACAGUUCCAGUCCAUCUAAAUUCAAGGUCAUUAUUUUUGAUAAUCAAACAUCUAAGCCAAGAUCCUAUUUGUAGGUUGCUCUUUUAUUAGUAAAAGGAUGUUUAACUCACAAUUUGUAUCAUGUCAGGCAUGUAGAUCAGAUUGAAUUAUUAAAUGAGAAUGCAAUGAU
Pecten maximus is the source of this 3552-nucleotide messenger RNA. Its product is annotated as mitotic checkpoint protein BUB3-like. Gene Ontology annotation, biological process: mitotic spindle assembly checkpoint signaling. The coding region runs from base 88 to 1074 and encodes 328 amino acids. Gene Ontology annotation, cellular component: bub1-bub3 complex; mitotic checkpoint complex; kinetochore. NCBI's taxonomy places the organism in Eukaryota, Metazoa, Mollusca, Bivalvia, Pectinida, Pectinidae. The transcript is spliced from 7 exons. The record is from RefSeq and is a predicted model, not a curated record. Gene Ontology annotation, molecular function: ubiquitin binding.